Molecule: messenger RNA, 873 nt
Organism: Triticum turgidum subsp. durum (durum wheat)
Lineage: Eukaryota; Viridiplantae; Streptophyta; Magnoliopsida; Poales; Poaceae
Source: the annotation of a GenBank genome assembly
AUGUUCAUAAGCAUGGAGUCGUCGCCUUUGACAGACAAGUUUGAUAUGUGGUUCGGCAAAUUGCUUGAUGGUCUACGGGCAUUCCCCUUUGAUAUUCCAGGGACAACAUCUCACACUGCACGAAAGUGUCGCCAGAAGCUAGAUGCCGUCUUCCGGGAGGAGCUGCAAGCAAGGAAGAUGUACAAGGAGUGUGAUGAUCUUAUGAGCGGAUUGAUGCAGAUGAAGGAUGAGCACGGGAAGAAAUUGAGUGACGAGGAGGUGGUACAUAACAUCAUCUCCCUCGUCAUCGCUGGCUACGAGUCCACUACCAUCGCCAUCAUGUGGGCUGUCUACCACCUCGCAAAAUCCCUGGUUGUCCUUGCUAAGCUUCGGGAGGAGAAUGUAGCGAUGAGCAAAAGCAAAGGUGGGUCUACGUCAACGGGUUUGAUGAUUACCCACGAUGACAUCCCAAAGAUGAAGUACACCGCGAAGGUGGUGGAGGAGACAAUUCGGAUGGCCAACAUCGCCCCCAUGGUCCACCGUGUGGCGAACAAGGAUGUGGAGUACCGCGGCUACACCAUACCAAAGGGAUGGGCCGUGCUGGUGUGGUUGAGAUCAGUGCACACCGAUCCCAAUUACUACCAGGAUCCCCUCUCCUUCAAUCCUGACAGAUGGGAUGGACCGGCAAAGCCAGGAACAUACCAGGUGUUCGGAGGUGGCCCUCGGAUCUGCGCAGGCAACAUGCUCGCUAGGCUGCAGGUCACCAUCAUCCUGCAUCAUCUCUGCGUUGGCUAUGAAUGGGAGUUGAUCAAUCCCGAUGCACAGAUUAAUUACCUUCCGCACCCAAGGCCAGUGGAUGGCGCAGCCAUGACCUUUCGUAAGCUUAGCACCUGA